AGAAAGGCGUAUGGGCACGCCUCUUCUAUUUCCGGCAACCAGCAACCCGAAAAGAUGAAGCUCUUAACGCACAAUAUGCUCACGUCCCACGUGCGGGGUGUGCGGCCCGGUGGAGGCUUCCCCCUUCGUAUAAAGGCCACAGAGGUGAAGGUGAACAAUGUGGAUUUCAACCAGGAGUUCACCGCACGGAUGGUGCCCAAAGUGGAGUGGGGGGCCUUGGUGGAGGCAGCUGAGAGUUUGGGUCACCGCGGUGACCUUCCAUCUGAGCCCAUCCCCGACUACGAGAGCAACGAGGAUUUUCUUCGAAAAGUACAUCAUGUGCUGAUGGAGGUGGAAGUGGUGGAGGGCAUGCUGAAGUGUCCAGACACCGGCCGCGAAUUCCCCAUCACUAAAGGGAUACCCAACAUGUUGUUGAGUGAAGAGGAGACAUGAAGAGAACUUCUUUCUGUUGAAGAAAAUCUGAGGAGGAGGAUGUGGGGGUGGGUGGGGGGCCUGUUCUUGAGCAGAAUUAAACCUUUUGUGUUUCUGUUGGGAAUGGAGAAGUUUUAAAGGGUCAGGCGGCAUGUUUCUCCAGUUAUUUCAGUUUGUGUGUAAAUAAAUGCUCAUUCUUU
This is a messenger RNA of Eublepharis macularius, 611 nucleotides long. RefSeq names its product tRNA methyltransferase activator subunit 11-2 (gene TRMT112). Gene Ontology annotation, molecular function: protein heterodimerization activity. NCBI's taxonomy places the organism in Eukaryota, Metazoa, Chordata, Lepidosauria, Squamata, Eublepharidae. Bases 55 to 432 code for a protein of 125 amino acids. Gene Ontology annotation, biological process: rRNA (guanine-N7)-methylation; tRNA methylation; peptidyl-glutamine methylation. The transcript has 4 exons. The record is from RefSeq and is a predicted model, not a curated record.